Jaculus jaculus (lesser Egyptian jerboa) is the source of this 4455-nucleotide messenger RNA. RefSeq names its product SMAD family member 9 (gene Smad9). The record is from RefSeq and is a predicted model, not a curated record. Gene Ontology annotation, cellular component: heteromeric SMAD protein complex. Bases 248 to 1540 code for a protein of 430 amino acids. Lineage: Eukaryota; Metazoa; Chordata; Mammalia; Rodentia; Dipodidae. The transcript is spliced from 6 exons. Gene Ontology annotation, molecular function: RNA polymerase II cis-regulatory region sequence-specific DNA binding; I-SMAD binding; DNA-binding transcription factor activity, RNA polymerase II-specific. Gene Ontology annotation, biological process: regulation of transcription by RNA polymerase II; BMP signaling pathway; cell differentiation.
CUCCGCGGGGGGCGGGGAGGAGGUGGCGUGCGUGACUGUCCGCCGGCCCAGAGCUGGCCAGCCCAUUCAAGGGACUUGGAGGGGCUUCCCAACUUGCAUCGGUCCCCAUCGAUUCUAGAAGAAAAGGCAGCCAUGUCCCUAUGACAUCCCCAGACUGUCACCUGCGCCUGACCUGCCCGGGGCCCUGCAGGCAGUGAAGUCCCACGCCUGGUUUCUGUGCGCCCCUGGCACCUGUGGUCCCCCUCCUAUGCACCCCAGCACCCCCAUCAGCUCCCUCUUCUCCUUCACCAGCCCCGCAGUGAAGAGGCUGCUGGGCUGGAAGCAGGGAGAUGAGGAAGAGAAGUGGGCGGAGAAGGCUGUGGACUCUUUGGUGAAGAAACUGAAGAAGAAGAAAGGAGCCAUGGACGAGUUGGAGAGAGCGCUCAGCUGCCCUGGGCAACCCAGCAAAUGCGUCACCAUUCCCAGGUCCCUGGAUGGCCGUCUGCAGGUGUCUCACCGCAAGGGUCUGCCCCACGUCAUUUACUGCCGAGUGUGGCGCUGGCCAGACCUCCAGUCCCACCAUGAGCUGAAGCCACUGGAAUGCUGCGAGUUCCCCUUCGGCUCCAAGCAGAAGGAAGUGUGCAUCAACCCUUACCACUACCGCCGAGUGGAGACGCCAGUGUUGCCUCCAGUGCUGGUGCCAAGACACAGCGAAUACAACCCCCAGCUCAGCCUCCUGGCCAAGUUCCGCAGCGCCUCCCUGCACAGCGAGCCACUCAUGCCGCACAACGCCAUCUACCCGGACUCUUUCCAGCAGCCUCUGUGUCCCACGCUGCCCUCCUCACCCAGCCACGUGUUCCCGCAGUCCCCGGGCUCUGCCGGCUACCCCCACUCGCCAGCAAGUCCUUCUGAGCCAGAAAGUCCAUAUCAGCACUCAGACUUCCGGCCGGUUUGUUACGAGGAGCCCCAGCAUUGGUGCUCAGUUGCCUACUACGAACUGAACAACCGCGUUGGGGAGACGUUCCAGGCCUCCUCCCGGAGCGUGCUCAUAGAUGGCUUCACUGACCCUUCCAAUAACAGGAACAGGUUCUGCCUCGGACUUCUUUCGAACGUAAACAGAAACUCGACUAUAGAGAACACCAGGAGGCACAUAGGAAAGGGUGUGCACUUGUACUACGUUGGGGGAGAGGUGUAUGCUGAGUGUGUGAGUGACAGUAGCAUCUUUGUGCAGAGCCGCAACUGCAACUACCAGCACGGCUUCCACCCGGCCACCGUGUGCAAGAUCCCCAGCGGGUGCAGCCUGAAGGUCUUCAACAACCAGCUCUUUGCACAGCUGCUCGCCCAGUCGGUUCACCAUGGCUUUGAAGUUGUUUAUGAGCUAACAAAGAUGUGUACUAUCCGCAUGAGCUUUGUUAAGGGUUGGGGAGCCGAAUAUCAUCGCCAAGAUGUCACGAGCACCCCCUGCUGGAUUGAAAUUCAUCUUCACGGACCGCUGCAGUGGUUGGACAAGGUUCUGACUCAGAUGGGCUCCCCACAUAACCCCAUUUCGUCAGUGUCUUAACACUGGUGCCAUAAGCUACGUUUCCAUAAAAUACAAGCUGUUGCAGAUAGUGGCUUAUACCCUUGCAGAUUUGCAGCUAACAGAAGUUUGUGAGUACACAUGGAAAUACAUAUAAUGUGUAGUAUUCAUAUUUUUGUCACCAUGUGUCUUGUGCUACCUGGAUAACCUGGGGCCAGUACCGUGAGAUUGGAAGAGCAUGUUUUUCUGGACUAGUGCUAUGUGGGAGGAAAUUUUUUGGUGGGGUCCCAUCAGCAUAUCCCUGUACAGCAUGUUUUGUGACCCAACAGAAAGACUCAAGCUCCUUAUGUAGCAAAAGGUCAGGUAUGUAAUCCAGGAACAAGUCACAGUUUCAGACGAAACAAUCCAACACCUGGAGUUAAAAUGUUACUGGCAAGAGAGAAAAUCAGCCUUGGUCACUGACAUAGGAGAUGAGCUGCAGACACUUCUUGCGUGUAGCUCAAUGACUGUGCCGUUACUGACGGUAGGUUGUAAAGAAAUUUAAACUGUGAUUGGAAAAGGAAGAAACUGUGAACCUUAGAGUCACACUGCUUCAAUCUAAUAAGGGAAGACAAAUAUGAAAAUAGCAUGAAACGACCUACAUCCCCAGGGGCUGCAGCCUUCCACAUUGGAAGCCAGGCUGGGGUCUUCCUGGUUCCUCCUGUGGCCGCCGAGAGCACCUGUGUGCACGACACCAUGUGCAGAGCCUGUGCACCAGGAAGCUGCGCCAUCCAAGGCUGCACAGAGCAUCGCGUGGUUACGGCCGCCGUCUCACAUUCCCUCCGUGCCGCCUCGGCAGGUGCUGCUUUGCCAUGUUUCCUUCCUGUUGACAGACCCCGGCUACUUACAGGAGACUGCGCCACUGUAGUCAGCACGCUUUGUCAAAUAUAACCUGCAUUGCUGAAGUUCCCAGCGGGGUAAGUCCAGCAGCCUCUUCUAAAGCUAAAGACUUGGAAAUGAAAGAAAGGGAGAAUAUUUCAUGUUCCCUGUUGAUUUGGGAGAAAAGUGAUGGUGAAUAACCGAGCAGCUGUAAAAUAUACAUGUAAUUAAAAACCUGUUCUUUCUUUGGAUGAUAAAGGGGAACCCCCCCCCCCCCCGGACUUCUGAGCACUUGCCACUCACUAAUCACUGCAUUGCUUGGAAAAACAUCACACACCCUUUGAAAGAGGUAUAACUUAGGAUGGCACCUCUGCUUAUAAAAGACAGACCUACAGUAAUCCAGCAGUUUUCUUAAUUUGUCCAUUCUGUCUAGCCUUGCUGCACAUGUAGCUGUCUCUCAUUUGGAUCAUAUUUGGUAGAAAUGAUCAUGUAGAAAAGACGUGAGUGAGCUACUACUGACACUUGUAAUGACUAGUCCUAUCCCAUAAAACCUUCACAUAUGUGUAUGUAUAUUGUAGCAAGCACUUAUUACAUUUUACAUUAACACCUGAGUGUGUGGAACAAACCAUAGUUUGUAGGUUCUUCAACUGUAUCUAUGAGUGCCAGGUACAAUGUCAAGUUACCAUGGGAUCAAAUGUAAUCUAGAGACAGUCCCAGACUUCAUGGAGACAAGCCUGUAAUACUCGUCUUUCAGAACUUUAAAAGUGAAACAUGCAAACUUUCCUUGGUUUGAAAAUAUGUAACUGGCUUAUCUGUAUCUUGAAAUCUCAUUUCUUCUCAGAACAAUCAUGUGAAUCCUUGGGUAAAUGCUACUUCCAUGUCUCAAAGGUUUUUUCUUUUUCCUCCCACCCAUGCAUCCCUGUUGUCUGAUAAUUCUCCAGUUCCCUUUUCCAUAGACGUCCUUAAUAUGGUAGCUUUCAUCUGAGUACCAGUUAAUGGGAGAGCUUCAAAGACAUAACAUUUGCUCCAGAGAUCACACACACUGCUCUUGACUCUCCAUAACUUGUCAACAUCAUCCCUCUGGUCAUCGGUACUUUUAUAGAACUGUUCAGAAGUAGUGACAUAAAAAUACCAUAAACUACUUGGAUUUCUCUGCAGCUUUAGGAAACCGGACAAAAUACUGCAGUGUGAUUUCUGUGAAAAGGAAAUCAUUAAGCUAGCACAUACCAUAUAACUUUCUCAUGCAUGUCUCACCAAAAAUCUUCAUUCAGUUACCUGUGAAGUUCAGAAGAGAAGUUGAUCCUCUAGCUUUGGCUGAUAACAGUUCUCAAGAGUUGUAAUGCAGUAUUUGAUUUCAGACUUCUGAAUAUGGCCAAUUAGCUUUAAAAGAACUGAAUAAUAUCGUUUUACAUGUUAAAGAUGAAAGGGGAUGAAAAACCAGGGCUGCAAACACGUUUCACAUAUGUUUUCCUGAACCAGGGUCAGGAGACAGAGCACAGUUGUCCAGGUGCCUGUGAAGAUUCAUCAUCUCAAGUCAGUAAUUGGUGUGGAACAAAAAUGAGACAUGAUUCAGUCAGCAGAGACUCUGGGAGCCAUCAGGGCUUUUCAUCCCCAAACUCAUCAUUCUUAACGCAUACCUUUUACUUUUUAAGAAUUCAGCAUAAAGCAGGAAAUGUUGGCCAACUACCUACUUCCUACCACUUAGGAUCCUGUUUUUCAUAGUCUUCUAAGUAUUUUGGUAUCCCCAUAACAGCCACAAAACAACAGCAACAGCACAUGUUAUAAAUAGCGCUUGCUUAACACUGAAUGUGUCCCAAAUACUUGAUGUAUAUAUGUAGUAAAUAAAAAUAUAUGUCAUGCAUUCCAACUUUUCUGACCUGCUAUGAUUCAACAGCUAAACUGUACAAGGUUAGGUGACCUUGGCAUACAUUAAAAAUGAAUUCAAUAAAUGUAAAGCACGCAAAAAAAAAAAACAAGGUAAAAACCUCUCUAUUUGAUUGAAGUAAUGCUUUUGAUUAUAACAACCUUGCCUUCUUAUCCCUUUGCUGCACACAUAUAUUGUCAUCCAACUGUUUAUAAUAAACAAUACUGCACUGAGA